Messenger RNA from Malurus melanocephalus (red-backed fairy wren), 8707 nucleotides. It is a transcript of the gene ARHGEF4, whose product is annotated as Rho guanine nucleotide exchange factor 4. Gene Ontology annotation, molecular function: guanyl-nucleotide exchange factor activity; protein binding. The record is from RefSeq and is a predicted model, not a curated record. The transcript is spliced from 14 exons. Gene Ontology annotation, biological process: intracellular signal transduction. Lineage: Eukaryota; Metazoa; Chordata; Aves; Passeriformes; Maluridae. Bases 259 to 7827 code for a protein of 2522 amino acids.
UACCAGUGGACCUGUGCAGCAGUGGCAUUGAAGGCUGGGRAGUUCUUCCCAUUGCCUCUUGCUGRCAGUUUUARGUCCUACAUACUGCUGGAARUGUGAAAUCCCUCAGGUUCCCCAUGUCAGUGGCUGAUUGUGAGAUUUGACUGAUACAGAUGAGUGAAAYCUGAAGGUUCUCUAAGGACUGUUCUUUCACUUUGGAUGUGAAAGGCCAGAGGAUUUUUUACAACCUUGAUUCCAGCUGCCUCCUUUGAAGAAACAAUGAAGAAGAUUUCAGGRCACAUUAAGCCCAGGCAGAGUGUGGUGCUACAGAGGUUCCAGUUCAGUCAGCRGGAACAACUGCCUGGUGAAACUCGUACAACUUCUACUUUGGCAUUACAAGAUUUGGCAUCAGUCUGUGGUUUUGGCUGUUGGCAGGAAGAGCUGAUCCUGGACCAGCUAAUUGACCGCCGAAUUUGGGAGAAGGUCUUGAUGGAACUUMAUACCCGGACUCUGGCCCAGGCAGUGGAGCUGGGAUCACAGAUGGAUAGAGUGUUGCAGAAAACUUGCCCAGGGUUUAUUUCAGUUCUGACAAAACRGUGGGAAAACUGCAGCAGCACUAGWAAAAUYUGGAAGAUAMGAAAUUAUAAUUGCUGUCAUCAGUGGUACUGCUGGAGACAGAAAAAACCUCCUGCCCUGACAAAAAAAUAUAAUCAAGAGAAGCAAAAUCAGUUCAUCCCAUUUUGUCACAGCCCAAUCUCAUCUGCACCAGUUAUGAGGAGACAGCACUUGGGUUGGCAAGUGAGAUGUCCUGCCACAUUAAAUGCAACCCCCAGGAGAGUCAGGAACGUGAAGACCCCACAGCCAGUUGAAAACUACAUCAGUGAAGGAGAGUUUGAAGACGAUCUGAGUUCUUCUACCCCAAGCACAACAGAGCUGGAGGUACGCGGAUCCAGCCAAGAAACAGAUGAAGAUUAUUUUGAAACCGUGUCACAUCAGAGCGGAUCUUUGUCAGAUGUAAAAACUGAGCCUUAUGAGAGUGCAUCAGACACAGAAUCUCUUUCCAGUGAUGUAACUGGGAACGCUUGCUUGGAAUCAAACUGCCUGUUUACUGAAAAAAAAMCCCUGUGCUGUAAUCUUCCCAAAGAAAAGGCAGAAACCUUCCAUGAACUGAAGUGCUUUGGGCAACCAGAGUUUACCCAGCACGUACAGCUAGAAUUGGUCUCCAAAAUAAAGGAAGCCCCAAGCAAAACUGAAUUUUGCAUACAGUUUGCAGAGGUAGAGGGUGAAGAACUGGGUGAUGAAGAGCUAACAUUAUCUGGUGAUAUUUCCAUCACAGCGAGCCAAGUCUAUGAAGAGGGAAUUUUAUCACAGACAACUAGAAAGUCUGUAGCAGCACUGCAGAGUAAGGCAGAGUUAGAAAGCAKUGAAGUGCAGUCCUGUACCARCUCAGUACUCACAGAAGAUGAUGUUGCAAGGCUGAAGGAACAUCCUGCAGUAUUUAGCAUUGCUUGUUUCAAAGCAAACUCAGAAAGCUGUUUGAUUUUUCCUGAGGUAAAGCAMUUUUCCUUCCAGACAGAUGCAGCAUCGAGCUGUAGUUUGCCUAAUCUCCAUUUUGAAACAAAUGGACCUAUCUGUAAAAGUCACACUGAGACAUCUGACUAUAGGURUGAAUUAGAGUCUAUGUCCAGGAUAAAAUGCAGCAGGAGGAAUUCAGCUGACAGUGAGGAAACUACAGGUAAAAGGAUAAACCAUGGAAGCACAGAGACCAUGUUGACAUCAGAUUCACUCUUCUACCAGAGUUUCUUCCACCCAAAAUCUUGGCUACCACACACAAGGUCAGAGAUUACAGAAAGUAAAACAUGGCACAGUGUACCUGAAAAUAUAAGUGCUCAAAGCGAGACAGAAUGUGUGGGGAGCUGUACUCACCCAACAGACAAAUUCAGAUGGUCCUGUUCCAGAAUACAUCUUCAAGGGCUGGAUUUUGAAGACACAUGGMAAAACUUAGAAAGGGUACCUGUAAGCCCUGAAAAGGCUAUAGAAAUAGAGGGCCAAUUUGGCAUAAAAACAUCUUUUCUUGGUACUGACACAACUUCAAAGGAGAGUCAGCUUUCUCAACCAGCAGCCUCUCCCCAGUGCAUUGAUUAUUAUUUGCACUCUGAAUCMGAGACCUGUGGCCUUAACCCCGAGCCAGCUGGUAUCUGUGCUGACAGUUUAACACAGCUGGAUGUUUGUGAGUGCAGUCCAAACCAAAAGGAGACCCCCUCUGCCCUGGACUGUGAUCCAGAGAUCAUAAAUGCUGAGGAACUUAUGAAAAACAAUGAGUACAAAGCUGAAAGAGAUCUGCAAGCAGGCAGCUUCCCUUGUGAUACUGAUGUUGAAUCGGACACUGGUGACACUGAGAACCUUGCAACUUCCCACAUAGGUGCUCCUACUGUUGUGGAAAACAGAGAUUGUGAUUGUUCAGUAAACUGUGUUUCUAAUAGUGGAAUACAGCAUGAAAGUCUGAAGGAGAAUGGCCUUGAAUCUGAGCUGUCAGAUAUGGAGAUUGUGGCAGGAGAAAGAGGGGCAGAUGAUUCUUCUAAUCUUGGCUUUGGUUGGGAAGUCCUGGAAACUGCAAUGCAACCAGAUGGCAGUGACAGUGGGGCAGAACAUGAAGAGUCAGUGCAGCAAAACACAAGUUGCAAAACUAGUGCCUUAAGCAGCCACUCGGAGCUAGGAACAAAUGAACACCCUACUCAUAAAGGAAAGGAUGAAGAGAGUGUCYUUGCUGUGGAAAGGACUCCUAGAUCAGAUUAUAUAAAGCAGGGAGGGGAUUUAAUGACUCUUCCAGAAUUAAAGCCAGCCCUAACUGUAGCCUCUGUAGAGGAGGAAGGAUUACAGUCCAAAACACUGAAUGAUAACCUUCAUGCUGAAGUGGUAGCCGAAACAUUGAGAAACGUAGUGAGYGAGGAUUUGAUGUCUCCCCAUACUGUCAGCAAAACUCAUGAUGAGCCAGAGAUAGCUCYGAGUGAAAGCUGUAGCUGUGAAGAACAAAUUCUGGCCACCCACCCCAUUCCUGGCAGUGCAGAUGUACUUUCCGGUGGGGAUACAGCUGAAUUAAAAAUAAAAGUUUCAGAAGAGAAAAGAGAGAAAACAGAUACAGCUUCAUCCUUAGGGUUCACCUGUAGUAAUUCCACAAUAACAAAUGCAGAAGUGGAAUCCAGGAAUGUUGCGGUACCACUGGACACUGAUACAAUUAUUGGAGAAAGUCAGACAGAUAGGUGUGAAAAAUCACUCACAAAAUCACCCAGUGGAAGCAGUGUGAAGGGCAGUGAUGCACUUACUGCAGAAAUUCAGGCAGAUCCAUCUGAAAAAUCCCUCAUAAAAUCACUCAGUGGAAGCAGUGUGAAGGGCAGUGAUACAAUUCCUGCAGAAAGCCAGGCAGAUCCAUCUGAAAAAUCCCUCAUAAAAUCGCUCAGUGGAAGCAGUGUGAAGGGCAGUGAUGCACUUACUGCAGAAAGUCAGGCAGAUCCAUGUGAAAAAUCACUCAUAACAUCACCCAGUGGAAGCAGUGUGAAGGGCAGUGAUACAAUUCCUGCAGAAAGUCAGGCAGAUCCCUGUGAAAAAUCACUCAUAAAAUCACCCAGUGGAAGCAGUGUGAAGGUCUCUGAGGAAGAGCUCUGCAGAACAAGGACAUUGGUUACUGGUGCAGUGACACUGGAAACCAGCAGCACUGUAAGCAGUUUGUGUCAGGGAGAUGGUGCUGAUGACAGCCUUCAAGGCAGCAGCAUUGUAAAAUCACAAGGUAGAAGUGGUGUGAUGGCCUCUGAGGAAGAGCCCUGCACAACAAAGACUGGUUUUGAAUUAAAGAUAGAACAGUUAAGGAAGUCAAGCUUUAGACACCCUGGAACAAGCGAUGACCAGGUAUCUAAGGAAGAGGAAUCCAAAGCACAUCAAAGCAUAGAAGAAAGUUUAAAUUUAACCAGUGCAGUAAUGCUGGAAACAAGCAGCAGAGCAGGCAGCUUUUUUCAGGGAGAAGGUGUCAGCCUUCAAGGGCCCAGSAUUGUCUCUGAAGAAGCAGUAGGCAGGCACAGAAAUGAAAGRUGGAAUGGCUUGAAGGAAGGAACAGGUAUUUGUGAAGGCCCCUCUUCUAGGGAAGGAAAGCAGCGSUCUCCUGCAGAAGAUGCCUUCAGCCCCAGCAAAGACAGUGCACUCAGUCUGGAUGUGGCUGAUGUMUUUGAUGAGUCUCUGAACAGGGAGAACCACAACACUUGCAUGCUGGGCCUGGAUAAUGUCAGUACCUGCAGCACUAACAGUGAGGAACUGGAUGAGAACUCAUCCCCCAUCCUGGGAAGUAACAGCAGUCUUCAUAAAGCUGUACAAAAGCCAACAAAGAAUGACAGUAGUGGGAAAGCUUCCAGGUUUUUAGUAUUCUCAAAAAUGACAUCUUUCAGGAAAACAAAACCUUUGUUAUUGGAAAAUCAGGGAAGUAGCAUUUUCUUUGGCAGCAAGGGAAAGAUAGAAGAACUGGAUGUUGGGAAAGAUGAUGAAGACACUGCAAGUUUACUGUCUUUCAAAAGUUGUUCAUCUGGUUUAGUCUUCCACAGGAAGGAAAGUUACACCUCUGAGUACUCUGAUGAUGAUGAUUUAUUUUAUGAGAGACCUKCAGGAUUAUUCAACAGAUUGAGCCUGAGGAAGGCCUCUAGCUCUGGUCGGAUACUGAUGGAAGAUGCAGAUCGACAAGUUUCAGUUUCAUCUGAAAACAAUGACAGUGAACCUGUGGAGUAUUCAGGGAUUAAAAAAUCAUGCCCUGAAAAUGAACACAAAAGAAACAAAACCCCUGAGGGUAAGAAGUUCAGGACAAGGUUGGCCUUGGCACACAAAUCCCUUUCAAGUUUAUUUGAGUCCAAAUGUCCAGAAAAGGAAAACACUGAGCAAAGCUCAAGAGUACCAGUGAAAAAUGAAAAGGAGAAAGCCAAACUUCGCCAGAGCACCUGGAAAGCUUUUCUAAAAAACAAGGAGGCAGAUGGACUAAAAAGGCCUGUCUUAGCAAGUUUAUCAUCCACACAGGCGAGUCUUAAUGCAACUGGUGGCCAUGUGUUAACACCAGUAGAGCAACAGCAUAGUUCCAAUGGACACACUUUUUUAAAAACAGAAACAGAUAAUGGCUCCUUAACAGACUCCAACUAUUUUGACAGCUCUGUGGAGCCUGUUGAUGUCUCUUCAGCUGCAGGUAUGUGGAGAAGACGAAUACAGUCCCAUGACUCGGGCAUCAGAUACUCACGGAAUUCUGACCGUGAUGAACAGCAGGAGGUUCUGAGUAACAGUUUAAAUACGUCUCUAGAGGAAUACUGGAUGAAAUCUCCAUUCAGCCCCACUGAUUUGCAGUUGGCAUUCAGUCAGUCAAGUCCUUCGUGUCCCCAGCUCUCAAAUUCUGAUGGUAAAGACAUGCCUUGUAGGCCCAUGAGUCCUAAACCUCAGAGUCCACGAUCCACUUCUCAACACAAGAACUUCCGYUACCCUGGGAGAGUAUGCGCCACUUCGAUGAUCUCUCUUGGGAACAGCGCUGGAGUGGAAAGCAAUUUGGAGGCUCCCCAGAGACCAAAGACACUGAAACCCAGAGGAAGUCUCUUGCUGUCUAUGCACUCAUUGGACCAYGACUACCAGAGGGAUGACAGUGGCAUAAGCAGUCAAUCCCAGAUCAACUUAAAUACAGCGUCUUCCAUUAGUGACAUGCUCCGAGUUGAGGAGUCUAAACAGCACAGUCAAACAGCACCUGAAAAGAGGCCAAAUAAGAAAUGGGUUCCCCAUCGCAAAAGGAGGCCACCCCAGGUUCCACCAUCACCAUCCCCAUGCCCUGUCUCCACCCUGGACAGCAAAGCCCGGAGGCUUUCCUUCCUUGCUGCAGAUGAAAAAGCCAAGGACAUUCCAGAGAGGACGAGGAAGAGACCRAAACCUCUCUAUAAGUGCUUCAGCUUCGAUGAUGUUUGGAUGGAGAGGAGCCAAAAAAGGAAGCUAGAGAAGGAGACACAGCCAGAGRCAGGGGUUCAAUCGCAACAUCUCCCAGAGGACCCCUUAAAAGCUGGAAUAAGUCCGUUAAUCACRUCUCCAGUUGCCUUUGACAUCCUGCCGCUGAAACUGCACCCAUUUUCCCAGAGCACUCCGACAGGCCUGGACUGUGUGGGCUGGAAACGGCGCAUCUCCGCUCCUGUGAUUGCUGAUGGAGCACUGGACAAGACAGCCCUGACAGACGAUGUGGGGAGCGAGGAGGACCUGUACGAGGAUUUCCGGAGCUCCAACCACCGCUACGGCCACCCCGGGGGAGGCGGGGAGCAGCUGGCCAUCAACGAGCUCAUCAGCGAUGGCAGCGUGGUGUAUGCAGAAGCCCUCUGGGACCAUGUCACCAUGGAUGACCAAGAGCUGGGAUUCAAGGCCGGCGAUGUCAUYGAAGUGAUGGAUGCUACCAACAAGGAGUGGUGGUGGGGGAGGAUCCUGGACAGCGAAGGCUGGUUUCCAGCCAGCUUUGUWCGGCUGCGAGUAAACCAGGAUGAGCCCAUGGAAGAUUAUCCCCUGAAGGUGGAGGGGGGCAAAGAGGACGACUCCCGWCGCUUUGGGAUGGGCCAGACCACCAAAGAUCAAAUGAGGACCAACGUCAUCAAUGAGAUCAUAAGCACAGAGAGGGACUACAUCAAGCACCUGAAGGACAUUUGUGAGGGUUACAUUAAGCAGUGCCGCAAGAGAGCAGACAUGUUUACGGAAGAACAGCUGAAGACAAUCUUUGGGAAUAUUGAGGACAUCUACAGGUGCCAGAAGAAAUUUGUUAAAGCACUAGAGAAGAAAUUUAACAAAGACCACCCACAUUUGAGCGAGGUUGGCUCAUGCUUCUUGGAAUAUCAAACAGAGUUCCAGAUCUACUCUGAGUACUGCAACAACCACCCCAACGCCUGCAUGGAGCUGUCCCGCCUCACCAAGGUGAACAAGUACGUUUACUUCUUCGAGGCCUGCCGCCUGCUGCAGAAGAUGAUUGACAUCUCCCUGGAUGGCUUCCUGCUGACCCCUGUGCAGAAAAUCUGCAAAUACCCCCUGCAACUGGCCGAGCUGCUCAAGUACACCAACCCCCAGCACAGGGAUUUUAAGGAUGUCGAGGCUGCCUUAAACGCMAUGAAGAACGUGGCUCGGCUCAUCAACGAGAGGAAGCGGCGGCUGGAGAACAUCGACAAGAUCGCUCAGUGGCAGAGCUCCAUAGAGGACUGGGAGGGAGAAGAUGUCCUAGUCAGAAGCUCAGAACUCAUCUAUUCUGGGGAAUUAGCCAAAAUCUCCCACCCUCAAGCCAAGAGCCAACAGAGGAUGUUCUUCCUCUUCGAUCACCAGCUUGUCUGCUGCAAGAAGGACCUUCUGCGCAGGGACAUCCUGUAUUAUAAGAGCCGCAUCAACAUGGAUGACAUGGAAAUACUGGAUGUAGAAGAUGGGAAGGACAAGGACUUCAAUAUCAGUGUCAAAAAUGCAUUUAAACUGCACUGCCGAGACACUGAGGAAGUCCAUUUAUUCUGUGCAAAGAAGCCUGAGCAGAAACAGCGCUGGCUGAAGGCAUUUGAGAAUGAAAGGAGGCAGGUGCAGCUUGACCAGGAGACAGGUUUUUCAAUCACAGAAGUGCAGAAAAAGCAGGCAAUGCUGAAUGCCAGCAAACAGCACCAUGCUGGGAAGCCCAAGGCUGUCACCAGGCCCUACUACGACUUCCUGAUGCGGCAGAAGCAUCCCACCCUGCCCACCACGCUCCCUCAGCAGCAGGUCUUCAUGCUGGCAGAGCCCAAGCGCAAGCCCUCGAACUUCUGGCAGAACAUCAGCAGGCUGACACCCUUCCGGAAAUAGGGGCAGCCCCUGUUUGUGCCUGAACCCCUUCUGAGAAAGCACUUUAUCUGUCAGUCCUGGCAGGCGGAGCCCAGGUUCAUCCAAUCCUUUGUUUACAGAGGAUGGCACAUGUGCUCCUGCCUCCCCUAUUUAUUUUCAGCCSGACUGACCGUGCUGGCUCCCAGUGAGGCCGCUGGUGCCACGGAGCCAGCCCYGCACAGCGCCCGGCAGGCAAAGCUCCAGGAGUGCAGCAGGGAGACACAAAUGCUGCAGCCCAAGAGAUUUUGCUUGUCAGCUCUACUUGGACUCACUCCUUCCUGCUGUGCCCACCACUGCUGGCUGGCAGAUGUCACAGGGGAUGGCAGCUGAUGGACCCACUGGCCCCGUGGCCACUGCUGUGCUCAGAACAACAGUUCCAAGUCUAUGAUGAGGAGGGAUAAACCCUUCUGCUCUGCCCACCCCCAUGCYCCACAUUUCUCAGAGACAAGAUCCUCCUCCUUGUGUCCAGCUAACUCAGCAGCCUCUGCAGGCACUCAGAGCACAGUGARCACUGCACUGUGACCUCCUCCCUUCCUUUAGUCCAACACCACCGGUGAAUGGUGUCCUACAUUAAACUGUGCCAACCUGCAGCAUGAGUCAAGUUGAAGAGUCUCUCCUAGUGGGUUUGAGUUACAUAAGUUAGAGAAAAAUGUGCCUAAUUAAUACCAUACUCAAUUCCUUAGAUUCUCGUCUCUCCAUCAUUCUGCCAUAUUUCCUGGCCAAUGAAAAUGCUCCUUGUUUGUAAUGUGUUUAUUUAUGGUAAAAAUCAGAACUGUGUAUUUUGUAAGUCUGUAAUUGUUCUUGUCAGAUGUUGUUAACUUGAUGCCUGUUUUGUCUGUUUAAUUUUUCUUUUUUUUUUUUU